Phaeodactylum tricornutum CCAP 1055/1 is the source of this 1101-nucleotide messenger RNA. RefSeq lists its product with no specific name. The transcript has a single exon. NCBI's taxonomy places the organism in Eukaryota, Bacillariophyta, Bacillariophyceae, Surirellales, Neidiaceae. The record is from RefSeq and is a predicted model, not a curated record. Bases 199 to 1083 code for a protein of 294 amino acids.
UUGACCGUUGGUCAGAGAACGCAUUCCACGUGGAGACGAACAAACCGAAAUUGACUGCCAGUAGCACGCUAAGUUGGGUAAAAAUAAGCAAUACACACAAAGAUUCAAAUACGGGCCAUCGUCAAAGGAGUAGCGAAAGGGAGAGAAUCAUUUUCAGUUGGCCACCUGCGUCCUAAUCCUUUUCUACUCUUGAUCAUCAUGAAUCGUCAACGACAAGAACAAUACCAGCAGCAAAUUGUAGCUUUACCCGAUGCUCAUGAACUCCCAGCUUUACUCGUUCGGGGAGUCACUAAUUUUGCCUGUCGCCAUAGGUACAUAAGCGGGGCAUAUAUUCUUGGUUUGAUCUCCCUACUACUAAUUGGAAGUGGUUCAAAGCUAUCACUGCAACAGACCCAAGAGUACACUAAGCUUAUGAAAACCAUAGAUUUGCAAGCGGAGUUCGAUGCAAGCAACGAAUACUGGAAAGCGCGUAACGCGUACCAUGGUACGAAGGGAUGGUUCACCUGUGACGAGCUCUGCCAGCGAAACAAAGCUCGCAUGGUAAAAGCCGAGACAGUCUUAGGCGAGAUUAGACGAGAAGGCCAAGCCAGGAUGAGUGACGCGAAGGCGGUUGCUGGUUUGUGGAGCGAGAUUGGCGUGGGAGAAGUCAAGGACUCCUUUUGGCAAUAUUUUUAUUCUGGCAAGCAGUUUGCGAAAAGACAGUCUAUGUGGGAUGCCCUCUUCAUUGGAAUUCGCCAAAUUGGGCGAAGUCGGGAUGAGUCCUGGAUCGAGUACGCCUUCAAAAUUCUUAUGCAGGUGCUUAUCAAUUUUUCACUGGGUCUCUUGAUGGCACUCGGAAUGUUUGUGCUCGGCCUAUGGGCCACAGUUCGGUCUUAUCAACCUAGUCCUCUUGUUGCCGUUGCUUUUUUUGUCGCUGCAGCAUGUGGAGCUUUUGCUUUUGUUGCCACUUACCUCAUGGCUAUUUACGGUGCAUCAGCCGCCAGUGUGUACGGCGUAUUCAAAUUGGCAGAGACAAGUGCUCGUGCUAGAAUUGCUGAGCAACAACGAAACACUCAUGUACAUGGCCAUGUACAUAAUGACUAGCUCUUUCUUCAAACUACU